GUCCUCGCAAGACGGUUUCCAACUUGCUCAGGAGACAUUGAUGCUAUAAAGCGGCAGCUGUCUACCUAAGAAUGCACCGUCAGACUCUAGCAGGCUCUUUGAAGUAAGCAUGUACUGGACGCCCCUGCUCUUCAGUCACUUGGCUGCAGCCAUCUUCUCUGAUGGCCGCAAGCCAGGUGCUGCGCAGGUGCAUCAGGCUGCAGACUCGUGUCUCAGCUCUCCUCAGCAAGUCGGAUGCAAGACUGAGUGGUUGAUCACAGAUCGCAAACAUCCCGGCGCAAUCUUACGCAUCAACAAGACAGACACCAAGCUCGGAAAUUUCUGUAAAGGUGCUGGGGCCGGCCAUACAGGCUAUCUCUCCCUUGACCAUGGUAAACGCAACAUCUACUUUGCAUUCUUCGAGUCACGCUCCUCGCCUCUCAAAGACCCUCUUGCACUCUGGUUGCAAGGAGGUCCUGGUUCAAGCAGCACGGCCUACGGCCUCCUUCUCGAGAACGGACCCUGCUCUCUCUACAACAAUGUAACCACCCAGUUCAAUCCAUAUUCUUGGAAUCAUGCCGCCAACACCAUUUACGUGGAUCAACCCAUUGGUGUUGGUUACUCCUUCAGCACAAAAGCAGAUCCUGUUGGUAGCAGGGAACGCGCAGCAGACGACAUGAUCGUGUUGCUCCAUCUGUUCAAUACGGCUUUCCCAAAUUUGCGGGCAAACAAGCUUCACAUCACUGGAGAGUCCUACGCUGGCAAAUGGAUUCCUUCGCUCGCCAUGGGGAUUCUCGAUGCCAACAAACAUGAUCCAUCCAAUCAGAUUGUCUUGGGCUCUGUUGUCAUUGGAGGUGGCUACUUCUCUCCAGCUGUGCAGGAUCCAAAGAAUUAUGAUUACGCCUGCCUCGAACCGUAUCCCUUGGGCAAACCACUUUUCAACAAGACGACAUGUGCAAAGAUGAAGGAUGAUGCGAUCAAGUGCGCGGCAAAGUGGGCAGAAUACACUAGCUUGGGGGGCAAAAACGAUCGCAGUAAACGUGUAAAGGUCGGAACUGACGCAUUUAACAAGUGCUACAAUGACUUGUUUCAAAUUGUGUCUGAUGCUGGAUUGGACAUCUACAAGAUCGAUCGUUACUGUCAAGACAAAUCUGGAUCCUGUGAUCCAAGAGAUGUUGCAUCUGAACAAUUUCUGCGGCGGUCGGACGUGGCUGCUGCGUUUGGGGCAGGUCCUGGCGAGUAUCAUGCCAUGAGCGACGUCGUUUAUUGGGCGAGCGUAGACAGCGGAGACGACUUCGUCGAUGCUGGCCCACUGUUGGUACAGCUUUUAGAGGCUGGCAUUCCCAUGUUGCUUUAUGCAGGCAUGCCUACAGUGGACUAUAUUGUCAACCAUCGUGGCAUUGAAGCUGCCUUGGAAAAGCUUGUCUGGUCGGGAUCAGCAGAAUUCAAGGCCGGUCAAAAGGCUCCCACCAAGUGGUCUGGCGGAGUGAAAUGGAAAGCUAAGAACCUUCUUUGGGUGCUCUUCAAUAACGCCGGCCACGUCGUCCCUGAGGACGAUCCAGCCAGUGCUUUUGAGAUCUUUAAUGCCUGGAUUGAUGGACUUAGGGCCUGAUUACCACGCCCGACAAGCACCUCAAAGCUUCUUUUGCUUCCCUUUUAUAUGGCAAGCUGUUUGCCAAGCAUCAUUAUGGUCCGUGCAGGGCGCGCCGCAAUUAGGCUUGCCUUUCUUCUUCUUCAUCAAGCCCCUUCUAUUAUUCAGGCUAUCUUUUCGCGUAGUCCAAUGACAAGUCACGAGACUAUGCUUCAUCAAGGUGUUCCUUUCGUGAAGAAACUUGAGUCUAGACUCGACAGGCCACGCCAAGUACUUGGCAGGGGU
Protomyces lactucae-debilis is the source of this 1855-nucleotide messenger RNA. Its product is annotated as Alpha/Beta hydrolase protein. Gene Ontology annotation, molecular function: serine-type carboxypeptidase activity. Gene Ontology annotation, cellular component: fungal-type vacuole. Bases 110 to 1591 code for a protein of 493 amino acids. The record is from RefSeq and is a predicted model, not a curated record. NCBI's taxonomy places the organism in Eukaryota, Fungi, Ascomycota, Taphrinomycetes, Taphrinales, Protomycetaceae. Gene Ontology annotation, biological process: proteolysis. The transcript is spliced from 3 exons.